AUGAGGGCCAGCUUGCUUCGUGUGCCAGCGGCUCUGCUGGCGGCCGCACUGGCUGCGUGGUACUUGAUGUCAAUCAAGCGAGAGAUGCAGCGCAUUUGCGAGAGCAACGAGGCUUGGAGUCAGGAGAUCCUAAAUCGCCUACAGAAGGUGCAGUCUCACGUGAGCUACUUGGUAAAAUCCAUGAAUGUUGUUGAUCAUGGACAAGGCCAGCCUGAGGGGGAUACGGAGGUAAAGAUGGAGAAGAAGGUGGUGAAGAAGCUAAAUCCAAAUUCAGCACUCUUCAGAAACUGGGGAGACCAGCUGUCUGAGGAGGAGCAGAAAGAGGCAGAGGCACUGUUUCAGCGAUAUGGAUACAAUGCCUUCCUGAGCGACAGGCUGCCCCUGAACAGAAAGAUCCCAGACACGAGAGACAAAAGAUGCUUGGAGAGAAAGUAUCCAGAGGACCUGCCUACAAUCAGCGUGGUUUUGAUCUACCUGGAUGAGGCCCUGUCUAUCAUCAAGAGAGCCAUUCGCAGUAUCAUCGAUAAGACACCUGCUCAUCUGCUGAAGGACAUCAUACUGGUGGAUGACAACAGUUCACAUGAGGAUCUGAAGGACAAGCUGGACGCCUACAUCAGCUCCAUCCAUGAAGAGCGGCCUGGUCUGGUGAGGAGGGUGAGACACCAAGAGCAGAUGGGUCUGACACAAGCCCGCAUCUCAGGGUGGGAGGCUGCUACAGGGGAUGUGGUGGCCAUCUUGGACGCUCACAUAGAGGUCCAUGCGCAAUGGGCGGAGCCACUGCUGGCUCGGAUUAAGGCGGACCGCACCGUGGUGGUGAGCCCGGUGUUUGACAAAGUGAAUUUCGAUGACCUGAAGGUGACUCACUACUUUUCGUCUGCGCAUGGCUUUGAUUGGCGACUGUGGUGUUUGUACGAGGUAUUCAGACCUGAGUGGUACAGACUCAAUGAUGAGUCACAGCCAGGGAAGAGUCCUUCCAUCAUGGGCAUACUUGUGGCUGAUCGAAAUUUCUUUGGGGAAAUCGGAGUCUUGGACAGUGGGAUGAAAAUCUAUGGUGGUGAAAAUGUGGAGCUGGGAGUUCGUGUGUGGCUGUGUGGGGGCAGUAUAGAGAUAGUGCCGUGCUCCAGGAUUGCCCACAUUGAGAGAAGCCAUAAACCCUACCUACCCGACCUCAGUAUCACCAUGAAGAGGAACGCUCUACGGGUGGCUGAGGUCUGGAUGGAUGAGUACAAACACCAUGUCAACAUCGCCUGGAAUCUUCCUCCUAAGGAUCAUGGGAUUGAUAUUGGGGACGUGUCAGAGAGAAAAAAACUCAGAGAGAAGCUGAAGUGUAAGCCCUUCAAAUGGUACCUGGACAACGUGUAUCCCCAGCUAGACACCUGGGAUGACCUUGUCGCCUAUGGCGCUAUGGUUAAUAACCUCACGGAGGACGCCUGUAUUGACCAAGGGCCUGUUCCUGGAAAUGUUCCUAUUCUGUACGGAUGCCACUUCUUUUCCACACAGCUCUGUUACUACCGCACAGGUGGACAGAUCUACAUCGGAGGCAUCACGUCUCACAAGUACGACGACAAUCGCUGCCUGGUGGAUCCUGGCACUGGCAGUACACCUGGGCUAUACGAGUGUAAAGAGGCCAAGGAGAAAGGAUUCCACAUGCACUGGGACUUCAAACAGGGACAGGCUAUAAAGAACAGAGACACACAGAGAUGUCUGGAGGUAGCCAAAGAGGGACACACCUACUAUCAGCUUAUCAUCCAAAAGUGCAGUGGGCAAGGCUGGAGAAUACAGCACGUGAUUAAAGAUUUCUGA
Messenger RNA from Megalops cyprinoides (Indo-Pacific tarpon), 1803 nucleotides. Its product is annotated as probable polypeptide N-acetylgalactosaminyltransferase 8. The record is from RefSeq and is a predicted model, not a curated record. NCBI's taxonomy places the organism in Eukaryota, Metazoa, Chordata, Actinopteri, Elopiformes, Megalopidae. The coding region runs from base 1 to 1803 and encodes 600 amino acids. The transcript is spliced from 11 exons. Gene Ontology annotation, cellular component: Golgi apparatus.